Molecule: messenger RNA, 3099 nt
Organism: Penicillium taxi
Lineage: Eukaryota; Fungi; Ascomycota; Eurotiomycetes; Eurotiales; Aspergillaceae
Exons: 7
Coding region: 1-3099 (1032 amino acids)
Biological process (GO): oligosaccharide metabolic process; protein N-linked glycosylation
Cellular component (GO): endoplasmic reticulum membrane
Molecular function (GO): Glc3Man9GlcNAc2 oligosaccharide glucosidase activity
Source: RefSeq, a predicted model, not a curated record
AUGGUGUUGAUCGACAACCACGAGAUUCUCAGUGCCGAGGAGAAUCGCUUGAGGGAAGAUCGAGAACAUACUCGCUACUGGAAGAAAUGGGGUCCUUAUGUGGCCGAACGACAAUGGGCGACCGUGCGCGAGGAUUACUCUGAUACUGGAGAUGCUUGGAGCUACUUCACUCAUGAUCACGCACGGUCGCGGACCUUCCGAUGGGGUGAAGAUGGAAUUGCCGGUGUUUCUGACACCCACGGAUUGCAGAACAUUGCAUUUUCUUUUUGGAACGAGAAAGACGAUUUCCUCAAGGAACGCCUUUUCGGGCUGUCCAACCCACAAGGAAACCACGGCGAAAGUAUCAAGGAAGCCCACUUCCAUGUCGAUAAUACCCCCACACAUUCCUACAUGAAGUUUCUCUACAAAUAUCCCCAGAAAAAGUUCCCCUACGAGGAUUUGGUCGAAGAGAACGCUCGACGAUCGCGCGAGGAGAAGGAGUAUCAGAUCCUAGAUACCGGAAUCUUCGAGGAGAACCGAUACUGGGACAUCUUCAUUGAGACUGCCAAGGAAGCUGACGAUGAGGAAGAUUUGAUCUUCAGAGUCAUUGCAUACAAUCGAGGCCCCGAUCCGGCUCCUCUUCAUAUCGUACCUCAGGUGUGGUUCCGCAAUACCUGGUCAUGGGGCUACGAAAAGCAAAAGGCCAAGCCAUCUAUCACUUUGGAUGGCCCGCGAACUGCCAAAUCUGAUCAUGAGAAAUUGGGAGAGAGAUACGUGUCCUUCGCCCCCUCGCCGCCUAUUGGAUCUAGCGAGGAAGAUAUCCAACCUCAAAUGCUCUUCACAGAUAAUGAAACAAACAAUGCGAAACUCUGGGGUACCAAGAAUGAGCAGCCCUACGUCAAGGAUGCCUUCCACCGCCACAUUGUCGAGGAAGAGAAGGAUGCGGUCAACCCGGCCAAUGAGGGUACUAAAUUUGCCGCAUGGUACGCAUUCGACGAAGGCGAAGGAGUUCCACCUGGUGAAUGCGCCGUCGUACGUUUCCGCUUCUCGCGUAAGAAGGAAGAGUUUGUGGAUGAGGCAGUGUUGGACGAUGUCAUCGAACAGCGUCUUUCUGAGGCCGACGACUUCUAUCACCAUGUCAGCCCGCUUCCCAUGAGUGAAGAUCUGCGCAACAUUCAGCGACAGGCAUUCUCUGGAAUGAUGUGGUGCAAGCAAUACUACCACUUCAUCUGGGACCAGUGGAGUAACGGUGACCCAGCUGAGGUUCCUCCUCCUCAGGGGCGAAAGGGCAUUCGAAAUGAGCAGUGGCGCCAUAUGUAUGUCGACGACAUCCUCUCCAUGCCAGAUUCAUGGGAGUAUCCAUUUUUCGCUGCCUGGGACACUGCAUUUCACUGCAUCCCAUUGGCUAUGAUAGAUCCUGACUUUGCCAAGAAGCAACUCGAUCUCUUGACCCGAGAAUGGUACAUGCACCCCAACGGCCAGCUUCCUGCCUAUGAAUGGAACUUUGGAGACGUCAACCCACCAGUGCACGCGUGGGCCGUGUUCCGCACCUUCAAGAUUGAGCGUAAGAUGUAUGGCCGGCAGGACUUGGAUUUCCUGGAGCGUGUCUUCCAAAAGUUGCUCCUGAACUUCACCUGGUGGGUGAACCGCAAGGAUUCGGAUGGCAAGAAUGUCUUCGAGGGAGGCUUUUUGGGUCUUGAUAACAUUGGACUCUUCAAUCGAUCGGAGCCUCUUCCGACAGGUGGUGUUCUUGAGCAGGCUGACAGCACAGGCUGGAUGGCUUUCUACUGCCUCUGCAUGCUCAAUAUCGCUCUGGAGCUUGCUAAGCAUCGUCGAACUUACGAGGAUAUUGCGUCUAAAUUCUUUGAGCACUUUAUUCUCAUUAGUGAUGCAAUGACCUACCGGUCCGGGGAAGACAACAUCAUGUCCCUGUGGAAUGAAGAUGAUCAUUUCUAUUAUGAUGCCAUAUCAUACGGUGGCCCAUGGACUCAACAGUUGCCCAUUCGGUCGUUGGUUGGGCUGAUCCCCUUGUAUGCCGUACUGACCCUCGAGCCGGAAAUCAUCAACAAGUUCCCUUCAUUUAAACGACGACUUGAAUGGUUCGUGGAGAACAAGGCAGAUGUGGCCGAGCGUAACAUUGCCAGUAUCAAGAACCGCGGUAAAGACGACCGACUCCUCCUAGCACUUGUCAGCAAAGAUCGGUUGGAGAAGAUCCUGAAGAGGAUGCUCGAUGAGACCGAGUUCUUGUCCGAGCAUGGUAUCCGAUCCAUGUCUAAAUUCCACGAGAAGAACCCAUACUCGAUGGAUGUCAACGGACAAAACUUCUCAGUAGGAUACGUUCCAGGUGACUCAAACAGCUCUCUCUUCGGUGGAAACAGCAAUUGGCGUGGUCCUAUUUGGCUCUGCGUGAACUUUCUGCUUGUGGAAUCCCUCCUCCGCUUUUACAUGUUCUACGGCGAUUCGUUCCAGAUCGAGUGUCCGACCGGAUCAGGCGAUUAUAUGCAUCUGGGCCACAUUGCCGAGGAGCUUCAGCAUCGGAUGCAACAUUUGUUUGCCCGGAACCAGGACGAUGGUCGCCGUGCCUGCAACGGCGGAUCCGAUCUGCUAGACUUUGACGAGCACUGGAAGGAUUACAUGUGGUUCAACGAGUUCUUCGAUGGCGACACUGGUCGUGGUCUGGGAACAUCGCACCAGUGUGGCUGGACUGGAUUGAUUGCCAAAAUCAUCCACGAUACUGGUAUCAACUGCCGUCUCCCCCACACUCCCCGUGAGCCAUUCGCCGCAGCCUCCCACUACUUCGACGACAUCUUUUCAAGGUCUGCACGUGGUGGUCGAACCCCUGGCCCGUCAACAGUUCGUCGCUCUUCGACUAGUAGAUCCCUUGGCAACAGGAGUGACUUCGCCUCCAGCAUUGCCGGCGAUAUGACACCCUCGACCUCACAUUAUCUUGACGAAAAUGAGAGCACUCCGCUUAGUCGAUGCGGUAGUAGCAGUGCAUUGACAAAUGGUAAUGGUGAGGAACACCACAUGCACAACUAUGUCGAGAGCCAGCUGCAGCGUGUGCGUAGCUCAGCUUCGUUUGGUGCUUAUGAAGACGAAUUUGAGGCCCGGAACGAUUAG